Messenger RNA from Vanessa atalanta (red admiral), 1236 nucleotides. RefSeq lists its product as uncharacterized. The transcript has 4 exons. The record is from RefSeq and is a predicted model, not a curated record. NCBI's taxonomy places the organism in Eukaryota, Metazoa, Arthropoda, Insecta, Lepidoptera, Nymphalidae. Gene Ontology annotation, cellular component: proton-transporting V-type ATPase complex. Bases 1 to 1230 code for a protein of 409 amino acids.
AUGUCGAUUCUAGCUUUAUUUUUAUUAUUACUACAUACAAGUUUGGCUGAAAGAGAUACAGCACCGGUUUUUAUAUUAGAUUAUGAAAAAGUUUUGUCGCAUGUAUCCAUCGAUCCUAAUCCAUUUACAAAAAUAAAAGCUUUUGAAUUUACAAAAAUAAUCAACGAUGCAGUUAAGAGAAGUAAAGUUGUCAUAUUGUUUAUAGAAGAAUCUUUUUGUCUCGAGGACAUAACACGAAAGGAUAAGCAUGGGACUCCAUUUUAUCAUUUGAGCCAAGGCUUAUACGAAAAUAAAGUGAAAUUUCUACCAGCUGUACCGCAACCAUUCAAAACUUUAAAAACGCAUUUUCGACAGGAAGAAUUUAACGUAUUUCACUUAAGCGAUUCUAGUACUAAAUUAAAGAUUUACGAUGGUAAAUUCAAACAUUUUUAUAUAUAUUUUAAUGAUAAGAUUAACGAAACCCGAACAUCUGCUUUAAGAAGACAUGACUUAGUGAUACGUGAAGUCUAUUACGUAGUCCAUCAGAUAGCUUUGAAGCCGGUUGUCGCUUUCUAUACCGGUAAGAUUAAUCCUAUUCUUGUGACGAAGAUGAAUUUCCUGCCUGUAAAGCCUGAAAAGUAUAUUCGGCAACCAGGGGUAACUAUAUCAAGUUCUGGAGCUCUCUUUCGGUUUAUUGGCGUGUACACAACGAUGGGCACUCGUCGGUCCACGUUCAGUCAAGUUCCGAUGAUAGCCGAGGAAACUUGGGAAGAACACAGCUUGACCACGCGGAUGGCAUACACGGACUUCGAGCUUGAAUUCUCGUUUAAGUUUAGGAAGGACCGGUGGACUAUCGAAAAUGUCGCGUUGCUGGAAUGGGGGGAAGAAGUGGGGCGCACGGAUAUGAGAGUGGGCGCCCCAUGGGACUGGUCUUACGUCUGCAGUGAUCCACUCGUGCUGAUUAACAUGAGAGACGGCAGCGCUGUGACCAUAUCUCAUUAUCAAAUACAGCCGUUUAACGAAGAUCACCUGAUCGCUCGCAACGGUUCCAACAGCUCCAGGUGCUUCGGACCCGCUGUCAACUGCGGACCGUAUUUUAAUGCACACAUACUCGCAGGCCUCAUGGUGACAUUCUUCUGUUUUGGCAUUUUGACGUACGGAGUAGUUACCAUGUACAACUGUCAUUCGAAUGACAGGUACGAUGAUCAGAACCAGAAGCCACUGGUUAUAGCGUUUGAAGCUGGUCAUUGACUACAC